GAUAACCCUAAAUCGCUGGGGAGGUAGAAAGCUUUAAAACCUUUUAGCUUCCAAUAUAAUGCACGGUUUUCACUGAUCUUGAAGCUGUUUUGUAAUUGAGGAUCCGUUUAUACGGCAAACACGUGUAGAGAGAAAUCAAGGGUGGUUUUAUUCGAUUUAAUUCAUCUCCGACCAGAUAAACUCUCUCAGAAACGCACAAACAAGCACUAACGUCACAAUUUAUAGACAUUUAUUUCAUUUUAAGUGAUGUAGUUUACCCUUCAGUCAUUUUCACGAAAAGUUUCACGCGUAGCUUCUUCCGGACCAGCAGGGGUCCCCAGUGUGUUCUGGAUGCUCUUACAAAAAAAAAAAAAGGUUCAAUUUGAUAAAAAAUGCCCCUCACUAAAGGACGUCUGUGAGGUUGCACGCCCAAGGCCUCUAUGCGUUGAUGUUUGUUACAGGAACACCUCAUUUGCAUUUAACAACCGCAGAGCAGAUGAAGCAGCAGAUGAUUGGCCAGGAAAGAGCCAUCGGUUGGAGUAUGCAUGAGCAGAACGCACUGGAUGAACGCCGAGCCACGUAUGAGCUUCAACAACACUUCAUUACAGCAUUACCGUAAAGAUCUUACAGUUAAUCUAUGUUCAGCAAUGAAUCCCCCAUGACUUUAUUUCAGUUUAGAAGUAGUCGCAAAGCAUGCUGGGUAAGCACACAGUGUGCAGACUGCUUCAAAGUCCACUCUUAAACCUUUGUUUACACUCUUUUUACUAAUGGGAAACCUUAUAUCUUUUAAUUUUAUAUGAGUUUUCCCAUGCAAGUCAUCUUACAGCGUAAAGUGUGUAUAAGUAAGCAUGCUAUGGACAAGGUUAAUCUGUUCAUCUGACCCCGCCCCCGGAGCUUUAAAACGUGACGGACGCUUCCGCGACCGAUGAGAGACCGGCUCCAUCGCGCCGCCCACCGCCGUCUCGACCAAUCAGGACACGGUCGUCACGCGAUUGAUCGCUCCUCGGCCAAUCAGAGCGCAGUGACGCCGGCGCUGGGCGAGUUCGGUUGAGCCGAAAAUGGUGACAGCUCUCGCGUGCGGAUGAUGGCGGUAAAUAACAGCCUAAAGCGAGUGUAAAAAAAAACGCGCAGAUAUUAACGUCAUUCAACUCGCCAGACGCAUUUCAGCGGCGGUCUCGCGGAGGACUCGCGCCGAGGGGCCGGUGUUUGAGAGCCGAUCGGUGGCUUUGCGGUGUGAGUUUGUUCCGCGGCUGCGGCUCUUGCUAGUUUUUGUUCAGCGGGUUUAAAGUAACGGAUCUCUCGCGCCGGUAUAAACACGCACACAAACACACCGAUCGAGCGCCGGUACCGGAACCUACCGGAGCCGCCGCUGCCGCGGAUUCCGCGUGUCUCCCGGCGGAGCGUCUUUUGUUCUUUUUCAUUCUGCACGAUGAAGUCUUUUAAGCGGUCCGCUGACAGGACAUGUCCACUCUGAUGCUGAAUCUCGCCGUUUCUCACAGAUGAGUGCGGUCAUGGCGUGUGGUUCCUGACUCAGAGUGCUCCUGCGUGUUGGGAGACAUGGAUCGCUGUAAGCAUGUGGUACGGUUCCGUUUGGGCCAGGGCCACUCCAUUCUCAACCCGCAGAUGUGGCGUUGCAUUGACUGCGGCACCACGGAGUCCGUAUGGGCUUGUCUGAAGUGCGCUCAUGUGGCGUGCGGCCGCUACAUGGAAGAACACUCCCUAAGUCACUACCAGACAACGCAGCACCCUCUAGCCAUGGACGUACAUGAACUGGAUGUCUUCUGUUUCGAGUGCAGAGAUUAUGUGUUGAAUGAUAAUGUCGAGGGUGAUUUAAAGCUCCUUCGCGGGGCGCUAUCUACUGUCCGCAGCCCUGGUCAGCGCUCCCUUCGUUCAUCGGCGCCCGAUGCCGGACUGCGAGUAUGCGAGGUUGUGCGGGAUGGUGCUAUGCAGACGGCGUUGUGGCACAGACGGAAAAUUCUUCUUCAAGGUGCCUUGCACCGUUGGAGGUGCCGACAGCAGGAGCAAAACAGAAAGCGUGAAGAAAAACAGGAGCAGGAGCGAGAAGAGAAGCGACGGCAACGCAGGGAAGUCAAGAAGCGGUUGAUGGGAGAACUAGCCAAUGUGCCACCAAGAAAAAGUGCACGGCUUCUCACCCAGGCUCCUCGUCCAACACUCGCACUUAUUCCUCGGAAGUUCCAGGACCCUCCUGAACGACUCCCUUCGGCCCCCAAACAGUCCCUGCUGUCACAAUCCAACAAGCCUCUGUCACGCAAACCGUUGCGUAAAGCAAGUCGGUUGCACCGAUAUCAUGCCUCGCAGUCAUCACGCCGCAGGAAACUUGCACCCGGAGUAACAGGAUUGCGCAACCUUGGGAACACGUGUUACAUGAACUCUAUUCUCCAGGUGCUGAGUCACUUGCAGAAGUUCAGGGAGUGUUUCCUCACGCUGGACCUUUGCGAGACAGAGGAGCUGCUCGCAAAGACCAACCAAUCGCAGGGAGCCCUCACUGCGCUGGGCCGCAUGGGGAGGACGAGCGGAGGCACCUUUAGCAAACAGAAUGUCCCGCCCAGCCUGAGCUCUGCGGAACUGGUGCAACCAAAAGAACCACGGUCCUCAGCUCGGCAGCAGAUGUCUUUGUGUCACGAGCUGCACACGCUCUUCAGGGUCAUGUGGUCGGGUCGGUGGUCGCUGGUGUCUCCAUUUGCCAUGCUGCACUCCGUGUGGAACCUGAUUCCGGCUUUCCGUGGAUACGACCAGCAGGACGCGCAAGAGUUCUUGUGUGAGCUUCUGGAUAAGGUCCAGCAGGAACUGGAGUCGGAUGGACCCAGGAAACACUUCCUGAUUCCGAUCACGCAGCGGAAACUGUCCAAACAAGUCCUCAAAGUGCUCAACACCAUCUUCCAUGGACAGCUGCUCAGCCAGGUAACGUGUCUGUCCUGUAAGCGCAAGUCGAACACGGUGGAGCCAUUCUGGGAUUUGUCUCUGGAGUUCCCAGAACGAUACCACCGCAUGGAGAAGCCCAGCGCAGCGGCCUGUCAAGAGAGCUGCUCGCUGUCAGAGAUGCUCGCCAAGUUCACAGAGACGGAGGCUUUGGAGGGAUGCAUUUACGCCUGCAACUUCUGCAACAGAAAGCGCCGUAAAUCGUCCCAUAAGCCCCUGUCUCUUUCGGAGGCCUGUAAGCAGUUACUCAUCUGCCGUUUACCUCAGGUUCUGCGGCUACACCUCAAACGCUUCCGGUGGUCCGGUCGGAAUCACAGGGAGAAGAUCGGCGUCCAUGUGGCUUUUGAUCAGGUCCUGAAUAUACAACCAUACUGCUGCUCGGACACUGCUCCGAUGCCUCAGAGAGAAGCCUACACCUAUGACCUAUCUGCUGUAGUGAUGCAUCAUGGGAAAGGCUUUGGCUCAGGGCACUACACGGCUUACUGUUAUAACACUGAAGGAGGUUUCUGGGUUCACUGUAACGACUCGGAGAUGAACGUGUGCAGUGUGGAGGAGGUGUGCAGCACUCAGGCCUACAUCCUGUUCUACACGCAGCGCUCGUCCUAGACCGCUCUGUCCCUGAGACUCGCAGCUGGCACAGACACACUUUACCGAGGGCAUUCAGGACCAAACUACACUCACCUGCAGGGUCCAGAACAGCAGGGACGCACACAGAUCAGCCCCUCCGCUGUCGGCGACAGAGAUCGAUGGAUGCUCAUCCUGGAGAGGAAUGCGACAGCAAUAUGAUCAUCACACACUCUGAAUCAGGAAUUCUUCACCUUUGAUACUGCGACUGUUUUCUACUCUUUCUAAUCGGGAUGAAAUUCAGGAAAACAGAAAGCCUCUUCAUUUACAUCAGUGGUAAAUGACUGAACAAUCUUAUGACGCUGAAUGUCUAGUUUGUGUGUGUGUGUGUGUGUGCGUGCGUGCGUUUGUUUGUGUGUGGAAGGGCGUGACUGCUGACCUCUGACCCUUGACCUUUGUCCUGUAUCGUGAGAGCACCUGUUAUCGACUUUAUAGAUCUUGUGGGAUCUUCCUGAUGAUAGUGAAUAAAAACAAAAACAAAAUCCAAAUCCUGAA
Messenger RNA from Puntigrus tetrazona (Sumatra barb), 4038 nucleotides. It is a transcript of the gene usp49, whose product is annotated as ubiquitin specific peptidase 49. Gene Ontology annotation, cellular component: cytoplasm. Gene Ontology annotation, molecular function: cysteine-type deubiquitinase activity; zinc ion binding. Gene Ontology annotation, biological process: protein deubiquitination. The record is from RefSeq and is a predicted model, not a curated record. Lineage: Eukaryota; Metazoa; Chordata; Actinopteri; Cypriniformes; Cyprinidae. Bases 1537 to 3525 code for a protein of 662 amino acids. The transcript is spliced from 7 exons.